GAGCAACAUCGCCUUGGUUCCGGAUGAGGUUUCGGUUUCCGUGAGUGCCGCCGUGGUUCUGAACGGACAGCUCCGGCUCAUCGGGGAAGCCGGCAGCAGAAAUGUACAUCAGGAUGUUCAAGCUGAGGCUUCUUAACGCCAUCGCACCAGCUUACUUCUUCACUGCAACCAUGGUAACCUUUGUCCUGCACUUUUAUUUUUUCAUACCCGCCAUUUUUCAAGCCCCUGGAACCAGACUCAAUGGUGCCACCUUGGUCCACAGUGCCGUCAUCCUUUAUCUGAUGCUGAACGCGCUGGGUAACUACUUGAUGACUAUUCGGGACUCGGCGGAGAGCGCCAACGAGAACGUGAUUCCGGUUUGCUCGCCGGACUGUCCGGACAAGGUGGACGCCCACUACCUGCUCAAUGGACGCCACUUCUGCAAGCUCUGCAAGAAAGUGAUUCUGAAGCGGGACCAUCACUGCUUUUUCACGGGGAACUGCAUCGGCAACAGGAACAUGCGCUACUUCAUUAUGUUCUGCAUCUACACCUCGUGCACCUGCUUAUAUUCUUUAGUGCUGGGGGUGGCGUAUCUCACCGUGGAAUACUCCAUUUCAUUCGAGAACCCCUUAACCUUCCUCACACUUCUGCCGCUUUCUACUGGCUACUUCUUCCUAGGUACCAUUCCGGGCCUCCAGUUCUUCCUGGUGCUGAUGCUGUACGUGUGGCUGGGCAUCGGCCUCACAUGCGCCGGCUUCUGCCUGCAGCAGGUGCUGCUGGUGGCCCGAGGCCAGACCUGGUGCCAGUUGCGGCGGGGGCAGCUGGUGGAGAACCAGAGCUCCUGGAGGGUCAACCUGAGCGACGUCUUCGGGAGCCGCUGGGUACUGGGCCUCUUCCUGCCUGUCCAGACUGUGGAGGCCCCACUGGGGGGCACAACGCACAAGCAUGACUAGGCCUCACAGAGGUGUUCUAAGGAAAGGUGGGGGUCUCCUUUGUAGACAAAACAUUCCCUGAAACAAUGAGACUGUGGCCUUUAUCCAAUGAUUGGAAGAAAUUAGCCUUCAAAACCCCCCAGCUGGUGGGAUUACCUUGUGCUGUCAGUAACUGUGUGGCAAUAACUGACUUCCCACUGGUCAUUUUAUUGGUUCCCGUUGGGUUGGACCCUUGACUGAUAGUGUAAAAUAAUCCCACUGUGAAUCUCUGGGGUCUCGUUGACCCCAUCAGCACCAUUCUCAUUGUUUCAUAAGAGUCGCUCCAGAUGUAGCCUCAGCAGCCUGUCCAUCACCUCGCAUUCCUUCUUGUUUUUCUGCGUUUGUUGCUGUGCUUUUUUUUUUUCUUUUUAACACAUCACAGCUGAAAUUGGACCCCAGCAAGCAGCCAAUGUGAGCCACCAGCUGUGCCGGGGCUUC
Messenger RNA from Paramormyrops kingsleyae, 1388 nucleotides. RefSeq names its product zDHHC palmitoyltransferase 22 (gene zdhhc22). Gene Ontology annotation, molecular function: palmitoyltransferase activity. NCBI's taxonomy places the organism in Eukaryota, Metazoa, Chordata, Actinopteri, Osteoglossiformes, Mormyridae. The record is from RefSeq and is a predicted model, not a curated record.